Messenger RNA from Hydractinia symbiolongicarpus, 2018 nucleotides. RefSeq names its product serine/threonine-protein kinase VRK1-like. Gene Ontology annotation, molecular function: protein serine/threonine kinase activity; ATP binding. Bases 60 to 1472 code for a protein of 470 amino acids. Gene Ontology annotation, cellular component: cytoplasm; nucleus. Lineage: Eukaryota; Metazoa; Cnidaria; Hydrozoa; Anthoathecata; Hydractiniidae. Gene Ontology annotation, biological process: peptidyl-serine phosphorylation; signal transduction. The record is from RefSeq and is a predicted model, not a curated record. The transcript has 10 exons.
UUUAUAGGCUUGCUUUUAUAUUUUUAGAUAUAUGUAGCUAAAAUCUUCUGUUCAAAGAGAUGCCACCAAAAAAAGAUACUACUAAAAAAGUACCAAAAAAACCUGUUUUAAAAUGCAAAGGUACUCCUCGGGGAAUGUCCAAGCCAAUGCUACCUGGUUUAGAAAUGACAGACCUAAUGAAGAAACAAUGGAAACUUGGACCUGUUAUUGGACAGGGUGGAUUUGGCUAUAUUUACUUGGGUGACACUCUAAGCAGCAAGGAAGUGACACAAAAUAAUGCAAAUAAUGUUAUUAAAGUGGAGCCUCAUGCUAAUGGACCACUGUUUGUUGAGUUGGCGUUUUACCAGAGAGUAGCAAAGUCAGAUAUGAUCAAUUCUUGGGCAAAAUCUAAUAAAAAAAAACAUCUUGGUAUACCUGUCUACAUUGGUACUGGUUCAUUUGAACAUGAAGGGACAAAAUAUCGCUUCAUGGUCAUGGAUAGAUUUGGAACAGACGUUGAAAAAAUAUAUAAAGAACACAAUUUCCAAUUUCCAGAAAAAACUGUCUAUUCUCUUGGUCUUCGUAUUUUAGAUACGCUUGAGUAUAUUCAUGAAAAUGAGUAUGUGCAUGCUGAUAUCAAAUCAUCCAACUUGAUGAUGGGCUUCAAGAAAGCAGAUCAAACAAAAGUGUAUUUGCUUGAUUAUGGUUUAGCUUACAGGUAUUGUCCCAACGGCAAACAUGUUCCUUACAAAGAAGAUCCAAAGCGAAAACAUGAUGGUACCAUUGAAUACACAAGCAGGGAUGCUCAUAGAGGCUGUGCUCCAUCUCGUCGUGGCGAUAUGGAAAUACUUGGUUAUUGUAUGAUGCAAUGGUUGUGCAAAAGGUUACCCUGGGAAGAUAAUUUGGAAAACAAAGAUUAUGUCUUUAAACAAAAAACUAAAUAUAUGGAUGACAUUGAUGCGUUUGUGAAAUCUUGUUUUAAUGCUGGGAACACACCAACUCACCUGUGUGAAUAUUUAAAACUUGUUGCAAGUUUGAAAUACGAUGAAAGGCCAAACUACAAGAAGAUGAGAAGCUUGUUUAGUGAUGGCUUGUCUAAAUGUGGUUUCAAAGAUGAUGAUGUUUCAGUUUGUUUACCAAGCAAAAAGCCUUCACCACAGAAACGUCGUGCCACUGUUGACGAUUCAGACUCGUCGCCUAGUCCAAAGAAACGACAGCGCGGCAAACAAAAGGACGUUUCCCCAUUAUCAUCACCUAGUCCUAAAAAACGUCAGCGCUCUGCCACACCAAAGAAAACGUCUUCAAAAAACUUGAUAGCGAAAGCACCAGCUACUGGUGCAACCUUAUCUAAAGGCCGUUCUCCUCGAAAAUCUCCUUUGAAAAAGACUAAAACACAGAUCGCCGAACAGAAAGUAAACGGUGAAGUAAGGAUAGUCCACAGGAGACCUCGGAGGAAGAACGUUCCAACUAGAGAUUUUGCACAGUCACCUUAACUUGAGUAAAUUAAAUACACAUGCGCCAAGUUCAUGUUAUAAGGAGUGAUUGUAGCAGAAAUGUUUUUUGAAGAUGCUAUUUUGGAAAGAUAUUAAAGAUAGUAUUGGGGUUAGCCUGUUGACGUAGAUGAUUUCUAGUAAAUUGCAACUUAUUUAAAUGGUGAGUCAUCUUGACUUUCUCGUAUUUAUGUAAAAGUGUAUGGAUUCUGGGUUUGACCAGCGUUGUUUCCUCAUUUGUCGAUGCAAAUUAGCACAUUUGUUGGCUGCUAAUCCUGUAAUGGCCUCAUUAACGUUUGUACUUGACAAAUUCUAUUGUUUCAAAGGAAUUUUCAUCCAAGAUUUUUGGUUGAUAUUUGGUGGUUAUGUGUUUUUACGCUAAAUGCAUGUCAAUUUAUGCGUUACGUGUUCACAAUCGUAAAUCGCGAAUUAUGUUUCGUUUUUCUUAGAACGUUUUUACAAUCUGAAUUUUAAGAAACUUGUAAAAUUUCCUAUUGUAAUUAUUGAGUAAUAAGUAAUUAAUUAAUGAAAUACAUAAAAACAUCGACA